Messenger RNA from Phlebotomus papatasi, 4923 nucleotides. RefSeq lists its product as uncharacterized. NCBI's taxonomy places the organism in Eukaryota, Metazoa, Arthropoda, Insecta, Diptera, Psychodidae. Gene Ontology annotation, molecular function: ATP binding; RNA binding; RNA helicase activity. Gene Ontology annotation, cellular component: nucleus; ribonucleoprotein complex; cytoplasm. The record is from RefSeq and is a predicted model, not a curated record. The transcript has 9 exons. The coding region runs from base 327 to 2972 and encodes 881 amino acids.
UGUCAUUGGACAGAAUAAGAAGAAGAUUUUAGUUGGGUUUUUUUGUUCGCCGGGUGGAAGAGUGUUAAGAAAAGUCGUGUGAAAGGGACUCAUCCAAUCCUCGUGAACAAGCAAAAGACAAGGAAAGUGCUGGGAAAGAUUGAAAAAAAGAAAAGUAAUCGUGGAAAUUUCUCCAACAUCUCCAUCAAGCCUCUCUCAUUGUCUCUCUCAUUCCCUCUCUUUCUACUUGGGUUUGUGUGUGCGUGUGUUUUUUUGAGAAGGAAAAUAAGGAAGCGCCCCCUUUUGGCUAUUUUUUGUGGUUCGAAUAGUGAGGACGAAAAGAAACAAUGCAGUAUUCACCGGGAAUUCAUCCAAUGCACUCAAUAUUUCGUCGGGUAGAUCGGUAUGAUCAGUUUGAGAGGCGUGGAAUGCCGGAAAGUAGCGGUGGCGGCGGUGGCGGUGGGAACUAUACCUAUCGUCAGACACAAAAAUACGAUUUUGUGAAUAAUAACAACAACGGAAAGUACGGUUUUGGGCCAAAAAGGGACUUUGGUGGUCCAAAAAAUUACCCACCGAAUGACGAACAUAAGACUUUCCAUGGAAAAUUCCAGGGAAAUCUCGGAAGACCUCAAAAGCCCCAAUUUCCGAAACCAGGUGGACCCAUUGUGACAAAAGAGGAACGGGCAAAAGCUCAGAGUGCCCGUGCCAAAAAUCCGGGGCAGAAUUUGGAAAAGCCCAAAUGGGAAAAUCUUCCGCCAUUCCCAAAGGAUUUCUACGUGAUGCAUGCCAAAGCGGCUGGACGAACGGAAGCCGAUGUGGCUGCCUACAGGCGAACAAUGGAAAUUACUGUGGCGGGAAAUCGUGUACCGCAUCCCAAUCAGGUAAUUACGGCAUUCGAUGAGGGCAAUUUUCCGGAAUAUGUGAUGAGGGAGAUAGCCAAACAGGGUUUUGCAUCACCAACGGCUAUUCAGGCCCAAGGAUGGCCAAUAGCACUAUCUGGACGCGAUAUGGUGGGCAUUGCUCAGACAGGAAGUGGAAAAACACUGGCCUACAUGUUGCCAGCCAUUGUGCACAUUCAGCAUCAGGUUCGUAUUGUCCGUGGUGAUGGACCAAUUGUGCUGGUAUUGGCCCCAACACGCGAACUAGCCCAACAGAUUCAGACGGUUGUGGCUGAUUUUGGGGUUCACAGUGAUCCACACAUUAGGAAUACGUGUAUCUUUGGUGGAUCACCAAAGGGACCACAGGCCAGGGAUCUGGAGAGGGGUGUUGAGGUGGUUAUAGCCACACCAGGACGUCUGAUAGAUUUCCUCGAACGUGGUGUCACAAAUAUGAGACGUUGUACGUAUUUGGUGCUCGAUGAAGCUGAUCGUAUGCUCGAUAUGGGCUUUGAACCACAAAUUCGUAAGAUAAUUGAACAAAUUCGACCGGAUCGUCAGGUUUUGAUGUGGAGUGCCACAUGGCCAAAAGAAGUUCAAGCUCUGGCUGAAGAUUUCCUCAGAGAUUACAUCCAAAUAAAUAUUGGUAGCUUGAACUUAGCUGCAAAUCACAAUAUACGACAAAUUGUCGAUGUCUGUCAGGAUAGUGAGAAGGAACAGCGUUUGAGUGUUUUGCUGAAGGAUAUUGCUGGUGAUCGUAACAAUAAAAUUAUUGUUUUUGUGGAGACAAAGAAGAAAGUUGAUGAUAUUGUCAAGUCAAUUGUGAAAGAGGGCUAUUCAGCAACGGCUAUUCAUGGUGAUAAGAGUCAACCGGAAAGGGAUUAUGUCCUCCAAGAAUUUCGUACGGGAAAAUGUACAAUUCUUGUGGCAACUGAUGUUGCAGCUCGUGGAUUGGAUGUUGAAGAUGUCAAAUAUGUUGUCAACUAUGACUAUCCAAAUUCAUCUGAAGACUACAUCCACAGAAUUGGACGAACUGGAAGAUGCGAUCAAUCGGGCACAGCCUAUACCUUCUUUACACCAGCAAAUGCCAGGCAAGCCAGAGAAUUGAUAGCUGUCCUGGAGGAGGCUCAGCAGAAGCCACCGCAGCAGUUGAUGGAGAUGGCUCAACGGUCAAAUCCAGGCAGUAUGAAUAUUAAGGUUAGACCAAGAUGGCAGACACCGAACAGUAGUAGCAGCUACUUGCCGCCAGGUGGCAAGAAACUACCAUUUCAACAGAGGCCACAGAUGGAUCGAAAUAUGAUGGACAACAGAGGACCACCCCAUUUCGCAGGAGGACCACCCAAGAAUCUCGAUGGAGGACCACCUCCGAGAUUUGGUGGUCCAAAGCAACAGAUGCCCAAUCGAAUGGGCCAUCAGCAAAAUGGCGGCGGUGGUGGUGCCGGCGGCGGCUACGUGGACAAUGGCGGUCAGUGUGAUCAGGUGGCCCAGUAUGCUGGUGGCUAUGUGCCACGGUCGCAGUUUGUGCCGAAGGGAGCUGGCCGAGGUGGCGGACGAUGCUACCAGCAGGGUGGUUGGAAUUCUGGCGGUGGCGGUGGCAAUGGUGGAAGUGUUUUUGUGGGUGGACGAGGUGGUGGGUAUCAGCAGGGUGGUGGCGGUGGUGGGGGCGGUGGUGGUUCUGGUGGUUCUGGGGCACCAGGAAGAUUCUAUCAGCAGCAGCCGCAGCGUUUCCAAAGUGCCGGCGGACAGCGUUUUGUGGGCUAUGCACCGGGACCGAGUCCGGCUGGAGCCGGAGGGCCAAGGGGUGGGGGAGGUGGUGGUCGUCCAUUUGAAGAUGGUACCAGUUCAGCAUCGAGCACCAGUGGAGGGACAAUGGAGAUGGGCGGUGGACGACCAGGUGGAGAGAUUUCGCCGCCGAAUUACAGACAGGGCGCCGGCGGAUGUCCAGGUGCAUCGUCACCGCAGGCAGCAGCAUAUCAAUUGCCGCCGCAGCAGCCGCCAUUUAUAAUUGAUCCAACGGGCAUAUCUAACAUCAUGACUCCUUAUGGACAGUACCAGAUUGGUCCUCAAGCAACACCCUACUACCCCUAUGCCCCUCAGACAGCAGCUGUUCAGCAGUAAAAUAAAAAUUUAAAAAUUAAAAAAAAAAAACGAAAAACUGGUGACACGAAGGUAAGUGAAUUACAAAAAUAAUAAAAAGAAAAUAAACAUUUUUGAGAGAGAGACAGAGAGAGAGACCCAUGAAUCCCCUUUCACACGUUUUUCUUCACUUUAUCUAAAAAAAAAAAAAAAAUUAAAAUGAAAAAACAUAACCACUUCUAUAUUUAAAAAGAAAAUAAUUAUAAUAAUAAUCUAAAUAUAAAAUUAAAUGUUUAGAAAAUAAGGAUGAAUUAAAGGAAAUAAAAAAAAACAACUAACAAUUUGAUGUUAAAGAAAACAAACUAUUUGCGAUUUUCGGGUAUUCGUAGAGCGGGCUUUCAACAUUUAUUUUUUUGCGUUGAAAUUUAAAAAAAAAAAAUGAAUAAAAUAAUAUGAAUAUAGGAUUUUUAAUUUUUUAUUUUGUUUUCCUUCUGGAAGAGGAAAACUUUUUUGGUAGAAUUGUGAAAGAAAAAGAAAAAAAUAUAGAAUCAAUACAACUACAGACAACCAAAAAAAAAAGAUAUUGAUCUUUUCUUUUUCUUUGCUGUAGAAAUUAAUUAUAUAGAAACUAUUACAAGAUUUAAAAAAGAAAAAAACAACAGAUAUUCAAAGAAAUAAAUACUAAUAAUGCAAAGAAAAUAAAAUUAAUGAAAAAAAAAUGUGGAAAAGAAGUUUUUAAGGAAAAUCCAAAUAAAGAAAAAACAAAUUUUAUUUAAUUUUGUGUUCCAAGAUUUUUUUUUUAAAAUUUUGUUUUUCCUAAAAAGAAGCUUCUAUUCUGCAAAGAUUUUUUGGGAGAUUUCUUUUUUUCAAAAUAGAAAAAUUACUUCGGUGAUUUAAAAAUUAAAAAAGAAGUAAUAAAUAUAUAUAUAACCAAAUAAACAAUAAGAUUUCCAUAUUUUUUUUUUUGCUUUUAAUCUCAAAUAUAUAUUUUUUUAAAGCAGAUUAGAAGCCAAAUAAUUAAUAAAAAAAAAAUAAAAUUAGUAAUAGAGAGAACUUUUUCUUUUUUUAAUUUUUUUGUUCUCUUGUUUUUAUUAUUAUCUUUUAUUUUUCAAUUUAAAAUAUAUAUAUAUAUAUAAUUAUAACUUACGGUAAUAAUUAUAAUUGAUAAAAAUUAAAGAAGAAAAUACAACAAAAAAGGUAAAUUUGAUGAUGAUACGAAGAAAAUUGAAACAUUUUGCGAGAAAAUGAAUUUAGUAAGACAUAAAUAUUAAAAAAAUAAAGAUAAUAAGAAUUAAAAAAUAACUGUAUGAUGUUGAAAUGCACUAAAUGGGAGUUAAGAUGUUAAAAAACAACAAAACAAAACAAACAAAUAAUGAAGAAUUCUCUAAUUUUUUUAAAUGAUUUUUUUUUAAUUAGAAAGAACUGAAAUUAGGAAAAUAAAAAAAAAACAAAAUGAACUUGAAAGAAAAAUAAUUCUUUCACAAUUUGUUUUGUUUUGAAAAAUCUUUUUAAAGAAAGAAAAAAGAUAACAAAAAGGAUCUAUGUUUUAUUUAAAAUGAAUAUAAUAGAAUAGGCAUUAAAAAAAAAUAAAGAAAGGAAAUUACAAUUCAAAAUAAAAAGGAAAUUAUAAAAAAAAAAUUUGAACAGAUUUGUUCAUGUUUUUUUUUUCAAAAUUUCCACAAAUUAUCUUUUAGAUUAACGACAAAAAAAAGAAGAGUAAUAAUUUAGAAAAACAAAUGCCUUUGUCCAAAAUAAACAAACUCUUUUUGGGUAGAGCAAAAAAAAAGAGAAUUUUCACCGGGAUAAAAUAGAGUAAAAAUAAUUAAUUUAAACAAAAAAGUUUUAUUUCUUUUCUAUUAACUCUGUAUUUUUUAAUUCCAUAAUAAUUUAAUUUAAAAAAAAAAACGUACAUAUAUUAAAGAAAACAACCUAAAAAGGAAAUAAUUCGUAAUUUCCUUUUCUUUUUUCUUAUUUUAACAAAAAAAAAGAAAAA